Messenger RNA from Fraxinus pennsylvanica, 786 nucleotides. The record is from the annotation of a GenBank genome assembly. NCBI's taxonomy places the organism in Eukaryota, Viridiplantae, Streptophyta, Magnoliopsida, Lamiales, Oleaceae.
AUGAGUCUAAAUUGCCUGCCACGCCAAAGAUCAGACUUGAACAAAGAACAUAGUAAUAUAUUCAAUUUGGAGAAAUCAAAUUUCAGCCUGUGUUUGGGGAGGGUAGAGAGAACCUGGUCAGGAGAUUUGGAACCCAGCUCCAGUUAUGACAAAAUAAGAAGUGGGUCCAAUCUCGGGCCUGCGAACAAUGCCAAGAAUGGUGGGGGACCCACGCCUUUUGAAACAGGGGUCGCCACGCCGAGGCUGGUGAGGAGCAGUGGGAUGAGAAGAGAUUGGAGCUUCGAGGAUGCAACAUGCUGCAGAGAGCGAGUUGUAUUGGUGGCAGUUUACGUAGAGAGGCCGAGGAGGAGGUUGCCCUCGAGUAAUUACCACCACCAGCGGCACUUCCACCAGGCUAAUCUUGCUGCUGGUGGUAGAAGGUAUAAUAGGAGAGCGGAGCUUCUCGACUAUGCUAGAGACCUGCGAACAUCUGCAAGAUCAGGGGCGUCCUCACCAGUACAUUCGAGUUCGAACAUCAUACAACCUCGUGCAGUUCAGAUUACUCCCACUCGAAGAAAGACAAGAAAAACAUUUGCUCCAACUUGUUUGGGAAAAUGGAAGUUGUUAUUACCGAGCUUUCUCACAUCGAUGACAGCCUCAAAAACAUUGAAAAUGAAGAAGAAAAACAAGGAUAAAAACAGUGUAUCCAUAAUUACUAAGAUAACAACCGUGGUGAAACGCCUCCAGAUGAAGAAAAAGAAGAGUUUCUUCUCAAAAUUGUUUGCAACAAUGCGGGAUCAUCACUAG